AUGAAAGUAUUUGUAAUUAGUUACUUUCCACCUCUGUCAGGAAGUGGUAUUGUGAGGAACAGAAGCCCCAGAGCUGCUCUCGUGUGUGUGGUUCUGCUGUGUGUGUUUCUGCUGACUGCGGUCAUAGUGCUGUGUGUCCACAUCAAGACAAAGAGCACUAACUACACUGAAGAGACACACCAGCUACUAACCAAGAUCAACAACCUCACAGAAGAGACACACCAGCUACUAACCAAGAUCAACAACCUCACAGAAGAGACACACAAGCAAGAAACCAAGAUCAACAACCUCACAGAAGAGACACACAAGCAACAAACCAAGAUCAACAACCUCACAGAAGAGACACACAAGCAACAAACCAAGAUCAACAAACUCACAGAAGAGAGAGAUGAGCUACUUACCAGGAACAUGCAAUUGACAAAAGAGAGAGAUGGAUUAUCAUCAAGUAACCGUGACCUGAUUAGAGACAGAAACCAGUUAAAAAAGGAGAAAAAUGACCUGUCAGAAUCUCUUCGUGUAAAGGAUGGAUGGUUAUACCAUAAAUCCAGUCUUUACUUCCUUUCCACUGAGAAGAGGAGCUGGACUGAGAGCAGAAGAUACUGUACAGAGAGAGGAGCCGAUCUGAUCAUCAUAAACAACAGAGAAGAACAAGGGUUUGUUCAGAAAAAAUAUCCUAAUGAUAAAGUCUGGAUUGGUGUGACUGACAGUGAUGUGGAGGGCACGUGGAAAUGGGUUGAUGGAAGCAGACUGAACUCUGGGUUCUGGGCGUCUGGAGAGCCAAAUAGUUACAAUGGAAUUGAUGAAGAUUGUGCUGUAAAUUAUGAUACAGUAUUUGCUGAUCAUCCAUGUAAUGAUGCUUUUAAAUGGAUCUGUGAGAAGGUCAUUUUAAAAUAAGUCAAUUCAUGAACUGGUUUAGGUAAAAAAAUACAUCACGGUGUUUCCUAGUUCAA
Pimephales promelas (fathead minnow) is the source of this 950-nucleotide messenger RNA. The record is from RefSeq and is a predicted model, not a curated record. NCBI's taxonomy places the organism in Eukaryota, Metazoa, Chordata, Actinopteri, Cypriniformes, Leuciscidae.